AUGAAAUCUCUUCCGGUUGACCUCCUUCCACAUAUUCUUGAACCGUUGCAAAAUGAUCGGAAAUCACUAAAAAAUUGCUUAAUUGUUAGCCGUUUUUGGUGUCGUACUACUUCACGAAUUUUAUGGAGGAAUCCAUUUGCUAUGCUUCCUAAAAUUGACCCCAGUAAUAAUAAUUCACAACAAAGACUUAAAACGAUAAAUCGUCGAAAAGAAAGUCUAAUUUUGGCAUAUACAAUGUGUUUAUUACCCGAGGAAAAAUCAGCAUUAUUCAAAAUUCUAUUUCCUCUUAAGGAUCAUGUAAUCCUGCGUCAACUGAUUUAUAUCAGCAGAUAUUCGUCACAUCCGACAUUUCAAUACGAGAGAUACUUGGAAACUUUAAAUGACACUUCAUUAUUUAAUGCCAUCAAAUCUACCUUUGAGCCUUUAAAUAAGAGGGGAAAAUCGACAACAUGUGAAGAAAUCCAAACAUUUCAAAUAUUUAUGAAAAUGUUUAUUACUCGGGCAACGAAUUUCCGACAGAUUGGUCUAGAAACAAUUUUCACAAAAAACCCCUUAUUCAUAAGUAUGAGUGAUGACAUAAUACAAACGAUAUCACGACGUCAGAAGAAAAUUCACUCGAUCUCUUUGCUAUUUAAACAACAACAAUUUCAAAAUCGCUAUAUACUUAGCCUACCUGAUAACAACAGCCGCGUUAGUACGAUGAAUUAUGAAAAAAAAGGGACAAUCAUAAAUUUGGACAUUAUAAUCACAUUAAUUAAAUCACAGAGGAAUUUAGAAAAUUUUUGGAUAGAGUCCGCACGUGAUGAAGAUUUAACACAAAUUUUGGUCGCAUUACGACAACAUCAUUCGAGUACUUUACAGACAUUAUUAUUUUCGAAAUGCUCGUUUUCGCGACUAGUUCCGGCUGAUUACUUUGCAGCUUUUGUGAAUUUGCGAGAAUUGGUGUUUUCAGAAUCGGAUGGUGUGAGAG
This is a messenger RNA of Ambispora leptoticha, 970 nucleotides long. The record is from the annotation of a GenBank genome assembly. NCBI's taxonomy places the organism in Eukaryota, Fungi, Glomeromycota, Glomeromycetes, Archaeosporales, Ambisporaceae.